AUGGGGAGGUCCGUCUGCUGGUUCUGGUUAGGAGUGUUGGUUGUCAACCUGAGUCCUAGCUGCUCUGCUGUCGUCCUGGACUCUGUCUAUUGGAAUUCUUCAAAUCCCAAGUUCUCUCCUGGACAGGGGCUGGUCCUGUUCCCUCAGAUAGGGGAUAAAAUGGACAUCGUGUGUCCCCGGGUGAGGCCAGGGGUGGUGGAGAACAAGGAGCCGGAGUACUACCGCGUGUACCUGGUGACCCGGGAACAACUCCACAGCUGCAGCAUCAGCCAAUCGGACACUCCGUUACUCAACUGUGACAAGCCGGACAGAGACGUGAAGUUCACCUUCAAGUUCCAGGAGUUCAGCCCUAAUCUCUGGGGCCUGGAGUUUUUCAAGGGAAGGCAAUACUAUAUCACCUCGACCUCCACCAGCUCUCUACAGGGCCUGGACAACACUGAUGGAGGGGUGUGUAGAGCCACAUCCAUGAAGCUGGUACUGAGAGUAGGACAGAGUUCCUCCAAACCCCUUCCUCUCCCUGAAGAGUCUCCCACCAGGUUCCCCCCUCAGCACCCCGAGGCCCCAGACAACGAGCUUCCCAUUAAGGACAAUGAUGUGACGAACAACGCUGAAAUCACUCACAGCGAAGGAGACAUUGACACAGAAGGCGGAUCCAUCGGCUCUGAGGUCGGACUCUUCGUUGGCGUGGCCUGUUGCAUCGUCCUCCUCCUAUUGGUCAUCGUGGUCCUACUGAUGGUGGUGUGGCGGUACCACAGACGCCACGCCACGCCGGACAGGGACGUCCAACAGUCUCUGUCCCUCAACACCCUGGCCACGCCCAAGAGAGACAGCUACGGAGGGAGUAGAGAGGACAUCCGGUCAGAGCCCAGCCACGCGGUGUUUCCUCCGAGGCCCUCUGACUCUGUGUUCUGUCGGCACCAUGAGAGGGUCAGUGGAGACUACAGGCAUCCUGUUUAUAUGGUACAGGAGAUGCCUCCACAGAGUCCUACUAAUAUAUACUACAAGGUCUGAGGGACCUGUGGGUCUUCUCACAGGGGCCAAGGACCAAUGGAAUGAAUGAGGAGUUGUUCAGUCCCCCAAUGAGGAAGAGACGUCCUCGCUGUGUGCUUUAUGAAGUCAGUGGGCCAAGCUGUGUGCUUUAUGAAGUCAAUGGGCCAAGCUGUGUGCUUUAUGAAGUCAGUGGGCCAAGCUGUGUGCUUUAUGAAGUCAAUGGGCCAAGCUGUGUGCUUUAUGAAGUCAAUGGGCCAAGCUGUGUGCUUUAUGAAGUCAGUGGGCCAAGCUGUGUGCUUUAUGAAGUCAGUGGGCCAAGCUGUGUGCUUUAUGAAGUCAGUGGGCCAAGCUGUGUGCUUUAUGAAGUCAAUGGGCCAAGCUGUGUGCUUUAUGAAGUCAGCGGGCCAAGCUGUGUGCUUUAUGAAGUCAGCGGGCCAAGCUGUGUGCUUUAUGAAGUCAAUGGGCCAAGCUGUGUGCUUUAUGAAGUCAAUGGGCCAAGCGGUGGUACACAUUUCGGCCUGGGACGAGUCCGUCACCUACUUUGAAAUCAUUCACUGUGUUUUAGAAAACACGCUCUCUGAACAAUCUAGACAUUAUCAAGGCUGGAGAAUCAAAUCAUUUGGGCCACGUUUUAUUUCCUUGGAGAGAGAGAAUGGAUAAAGGCAGUAAAGACAGAGUGCAUUCUGGGAUUUUCACUAGGAAAGCUAACCCUGAGUUGGCAAUGACUUGCUGUUACAUGUAUUGCUGCUAAAUGAGGAACUGUCCUCUUUUUGAAUAAAGGAGAUCCAGGCUUUAGACU
Messenger RNA from Oncorhynchus gorbuscha (pink salmon), 1789 nucleotides. Its product is annotated as ephrin-B2a-like. The record is from RefSeq and is a predicted model, not a curated record. Gene Ontology annotation, cellular component: plasma membrane. Gene Ontology annotation, molecular function: ephrin receptor binding. Bases 1 to 1011 code for a protein of 336 amino acids. The transcript has 5 exons. Lineage: Eukaryota; Metazoa; Chordata; Actinopteri; Salmoniformes; Salmonidae. Gene Ontology annotation, biological process: axon guidance; blood vessel morphogenesis; ephrin receptor signaling pathway.